Molecule: messenger RNA, 2286 nt
Organism: Plasmodium yoelii
Lineage: Eukaryota; Apicomplexa; Aconoidasida; Haemosporida; Plasmodiidae
Exons: 1
Coding region: 1-2286 (761 amino acids)
Biological process (GO): snoRNA localization; box C/D snoRNP assembly; maturation of LSU-rRNA from tricistronic rRNA transcript (SSU-rRNA, 5.8S rRNA, LSU-rRNA)
Cellular component (GO): nucleus; pre-snoRNP complex
Source: RefSeq, a predicted model, not a curated record
AUGAAAAAAAUGAUGGAGUCACAUCAGGGCAGGCAGCCAAAUUGCGCUGAUGGGUUAUGGAAUUCCAAUAAACAAAAUAAUCAAAUAAAGGAAAGAGGGAAUACAAAUAAUAACGAUAAUGAUAAUAAUAAUAAUAAUAUAAGUUACAAUGAGGAAUACAAUACACAUUUUAAAGAUCUACAAAAUAAUGAUAAUAUAAAAAAAAAGGAAACAAACUCGCCAAAUCUUAAAAAUUAUAAUAAUAUACAGCCAUACGGCAAUAUAAAUGAUCAAAAAAAAAAAAAUUUUUUUUUUAAUAAUUUUACAAAUAAAGCUAGUAACACUAGCAAUAUUAAUAAAGGUUAUUCUAUUGCCAACAAUAUAAAUAGAAAUUGUGAAAAUUGGACUAAUAAUACUACUUAUCAAUGUGAUGGAAAAUACCCAUCAUCUUCUUUAUAUAAUAAUAAAAACAAUUACAGGUUUAAUAAUUUAAACUUGAAUAGCCAUCACAAUAAUAAUCAUAGCAAUAACAAAAAUAAUAUGUACAUACAUAAUAAUAUAAUACAUGAAGAAUGUCAAAAUGUGAGUAAUGUCCAACCGAUAUCUAACAUAAAUAGCAAUAGUAAUAUAAAAUAUAGAAAUACAAACAACUACGUAACUAAUUUUAAUAAAAAUGGAAAAAAAAGAAAAUUAAUAAUGGGCAAUAAAAUGGUGAAUAACUUUGAAAAGAAAAAUAAAUUAGAAGGGAAUCCCAAAGAUGAAAAUGAAGACGUACAAAAUAGUUCUGAAAAUUUAGUUUCAAAUUUGGAAAAUAAAUUAAAUAUAAAUAGUUCGAAAAAAUAUAACGAAAAUGAUACACAACAAAAUGAUAUACAACAAAAUGACCAACCUUCUCAAAAUAAUAAUACAUAUAAUGUCACAAAAACAGUGGACAAUAUAUAUAAGCAUAAUGACAAAACUAACAUGAAAAAACUUGAAAGAAAUGAAAAUAAUAUUAAUGAUAAUUCUUAUAAAAUAAAAGAAAAUGAUGUACUUAAAGAUGCCAUAGAAUAUUUUUCUAAUAUUAAUAAAUAUAAAAAUGAAGAAUUAAAUUUGGAUGAUGAUGAUGAUAAUAUAAUAAAUUUUGAUGGAGAUAAUAAAAAUAUAUGUUAUGUAUGUAAAAAAAAUAUGUACAUAUACAAAUGUCCAUUUUGUGAAGCCAGAACAUGUUGUUUAGAAUGUUCUAAAAAUCAUAAAAAAUUAUUUAAUUGUAAAAAUAAAUUAAAAAAAGAUUUAAAAAUAAAAAAUGUUGGACGAAAUAAUUUUAAUGAUGAAAUUUUGUAUAAAGAUUUUUUAUUUUUACAAAAUGUUGAAAAAAUUGUAGAAGGAAAUUAUAAAUUUAUAAAAAUAAAUGAUUAUGAAUACAAAUCAAAUAUUUGGGGAUAUAAUAGAGAUAAAAAAAGAUUUCAUAGUUUUAAACAAAAAAAAAUAUAUUUAUUAAAAGCUCCUAUAUAUACAACUUUGCAUAAAACAAAUAAAACAUGUAUUCGUAAUAAUAUUAUUUAUUGGACUGUUAAAGUCACAUUUUCAAAUCUAAAUUUUUUCAUAAUACGAGAUAAUGUAAGUGAAAAUUCGACAUUUCUUCAGCUUUUACAUGUAUUGUGUGCAAAAACAGAAAAUUUGCAAUCAAAAUUAAGUGAGUUCUUUAAAAAUUUGAGCUCUAUUCGCAUUUAUUUAAAAAACGGGGUGGAGGUAAAGGAUCUCAAUAACGACAAAAGCAAAGUUGGUAACACCGACAAGGAGGUGAUUGACAAGGAGGUGAUUGACAAGGAGGUGAUUGACAAGGAGGUGAUUGACAAGGAGGUGAUUGACAAGGAGGUGAUUGACAAGGAGGUGAUUGACAAGGAGGUGAUUGACAAGGAGGUGAUUGACAAGGAGGUGAUUGACAAGGAGGUGGUUGAUGAGGAGGUGGUUGAUAAGGAAGUGAUUGAUAAGGAGGUGGUUGAUAAGGAGGUGAUUGAUAAGGAUGUGGUUGAUAAGGAGGUGAUUGAUAAGGAUGUGAUUGAUGAGGAGGUGAUUGAUGAGGAGGUGGUUGAGAAAAUAGCCGAAGAACAAAAUGAUAACACAACUGAGAAAUCUUUUGAUGGCUUCGAAAAUUCCCAAAGAAAUGAAUGUAACUUUUUUUCAGUGAAACAUACAAUCAACUAUGCAUUGACAAAUCAAUCAUUUUAUGAAUAUCCACAUUUUUUUUUUGAAAUUUUAUAUGAAAAUAAUAUACCAAUUCCAAACCCUUUAUAUAAAGAUAGUUCUACUUCAAAAUCAAGCUAA